AUGCUCCGUACCAAUGUUUCAAAUCGAAAUGUUGAGGGUGCCCUAGAUUUUAAGAUCAAAUUAGCAAGAAUAUUGGAAGAAGAAAAGUAUGGACCCAGUCAAAUAUUCAAUGCCGACGAAACUGGUCUCAAUUUCAAAAUGUUGCCGGGUAAAACGCUUGCAGUACGAAAAAAUCAUGGAGCAGCAGGUUUUAAAAAAAAUAAGGAACGGUUGACAAUAAUGGCCUGUACCAAUGCCGAUGCUUCUCUCAUAUUACCACUGGUUGUUAUUGGCAAAUCCAAGAAUCCACGGGCACUUAAAAAUAUUUCUCAUGACUCCUUACCUGUCAUUUACACUCACCAAACAAGUGCUUGGAUGAACUCCACAAUUUUCGAGGCUUGGUUUAGAAAUAAAUUUGCUCCGCAAGUUAGGGCAUUUUUAUUGUCAAAAAAUUUAUUACCUAAAGCCAUUCUCCUCGUUGAUAAUGCUGGAUGCCACCCAAAAGAUCUCGUCGAUGGACAAAUCCGAGUAGUAUUUCUCCCACCUAAUACUACCUCUAUAAUUCAACCCUUGGAUCAAGGUAUCAUCGAAAACUUGAAGAAAAAUUAUCGAUACCAUUUCCUAUCUGCAAUCAUCAAAGCUCAAGACACAACAGGGACAUUGAUAGACCACAUCAAGAAAAUUACAAUUAGAGCGGUAAUCCAAUGGGUAGCUCAAAGUUGGGACGAAGUCUCACAAUUGACCAUCAUCAAAUGCUGGAAGCCACUGAUACCAUUAGUAAUUUUCAAAGAGCUUCAGAAGAAUGAACCCCAACAAACAAUACUUCUGCAACACUUCAUCAAUGCGUUCCUGUUGCUCCAAAAUUCGACAGGUCUCACAGAAAAUGAUAUCGAAGAAUGGAUUAAUAACGCUGACAAAGAAAAACCUAAGAACUUAUCCGACGAGGAAAUUGUUGAUAUGCUUCACAUCCAUACUUCCAAUGAAACUGCUGCGAAAUUCUUUCCCAUCGAACUUCUACCUAAUGAAUCGGGAGGAAAGGCUGGUUCUUUGAUGGAACUUCAUGCUAAGAACAUUAAAAGACUUGAAGCAAAUCGUGAUUGGUUCCUGGAAGAUGAACAGACUAUGCGAGUCAACGAGGCGCUGCGCCCAGGGAAGCAAAAAACUGCUACCGAUUUGUUCGGAGUGGAGGGGAGCUUUAAAAAGAAUCCACUGGUACAAUUGGAAGAGGAAAAGCGCAAACACGACAAUAAAAAGAAGAACAAAUUGAGGCGGAGAUGGAGCAGGAUCGGACUGCCUCGGGGUUAUCUCAGGCAUAUGAGAAGUGCUCAUGCUGACAGGAACAGUGACACCAGGAAGUUGAUGCUGGAGAAGACGAGGAAACUUUUGCAAAGGAUGAUUGAAAAAAUUGAUUUGGAUAAAGCUGCUGAUGAAAAGUGGUAA
This is a messenger RNA of Fopius arisanus, 1419 nucleotides long. Lineage: Eukaryota; Metazoa; Arthropoda; Insecta; Hymenoptera; Braconidae. The record is from RefSeq and is a predicted model, not a curated record.